Closterium sp. Naga37s-1 is the source of this 2262-nucleotide messenger RNA. NCBI's taxonomy places the organism in Eukaryota, Viridiplantae, Streptophyta, Zygnematophyceae, Desmidiales, Closteriaceae. The record is from the annotation of a GenBank genome assembly.
AUGAGCCCAAGACCAUCUCUAUCUAAGGACCGCAGCCCGGAACCUCCGUGGUCGGCGGGAGUUACGCCGACCUUCUUGCUGAAGCCCAGGAGCCCCGCGCGAGGGGGGAAGGAGCCCAAGAAGCGCAACGAGCGCGCGGGGAAGGAGCGCGCGGGGAAGGGCUUUAAGGGCGGCCCGCAGAACGCGCUGUUCGCGUUCCGCGGAGUGCGGCAGCGCAGCUGGGGGAAGUGGGUGGCGGAGAUCCGCGAGCCACGCAGCAAGCGCCGCCUGUGGCUGGGAUCGUUUCCGCGCGCAGCGGACGCGGCGAUGGCGUAUGACGUGGCAGCCAGACGACUAUACGGCUCUGGCGCGAAGCUCAACUUUCACCAGGCAGCAAAUGAGACUGGUGGUAGCGGCAAUGUCGCUUGCGGCAGCGGCGGCGGCGGCGCCGGUGACAAUGUUGCUGCUAGACUACUUCCUCCUCCUAUCCGUGGUUCCCUCGGCACCCCUCGGUCAUUCCCACCACCUUCCCGCUUCGCCUUCCCGCAGUCACACCUGAGAAUGCCGGCACAGAACCAGCGCCAACAGUUGAUGCAGACGCUGCAGCACCCACAGGUGUUAUCCAAGGUGCUACAGCCGCCACAGGCGCUACAGCAAGUGCAGGCGCCACAGCAACCGCAGCUGCUUUCACAUACGCUGCAACAGCCACAGGUGCUCUCCCAGGCGCUACAGCAGCAACUGCUGGCGCUACAGCACUCACAGGCGCUACAGCACUCACAGGCGCUACAGCACUCACAGGCGCUACAGCACUCACAGGCGCUACAGCAUUCACAGGCGCUACAGCAUUCACAGGCGCUACAGCAUUCACAGGCGCUACAGCACUCACAGGCGCUACAGCACUCACAGGCGCUACAGCACUCACAGGCGCUACAGCACCCGCGGGUUCUACAACAACCACAGGUGCGACGCCCGCCAGAGGUGUUUUCACAUAUGCUGCACCAGCCACAGGUGCUUUCCCACACGCUACAGCAUCCAGAGUUUCUAUCAGCACCACUACAACCGCUACAACCGCCACAGGAUUCGAUGCGCCUGCUACAGCCAUCCACUGAAAUGGCCGGACUCACGGAAAGCGGAGCUGGGCCACUCCAAGUUCUGCCCCACACUAUGCUGCUGGCACAGCCGCUACAGCCGCUACAGCCGCUACAGCUGCCACAGCUGCAGCCACGGCCGCUGGCACAGGUGAUACUACAGCCGCCUCAGACAUGGGCACAUGCGCUACAGCCGUCACAGCUGCUGACAGAACCGUUACAACAACCCCAAUCAAAGGCACAAUUGCUGCAACAAGCACCUGUUUUUUCAACGCAAGAAGCGCUACAACCGCGACAGCUGCCGGCACAGGUGCGACAGCCGUCACUGCCGGCUCACACGCUACAGCCGUCACUGCCGCCCCACAUGCUACAGCCGCCACAGGCGCUACAACAGCCACAACUGCCGGCACAGGCGCCAUCACUGCCCCUAGGGUUUCCAAUACCACCGGGCUAUCAGGACAUUCUGAUUGGCCAGGAGAUUGCACCUGUCUUGGGGAACCCAGAAAGGGAGGACACGACCAGGCGGCAAGGGAAGGCGGGCAUGCUGCUGGGUAGCUCCCAUACGGCCCAGCUUCAAGGUCAGUCAGACUUGUUGGGGCCUGGUGACCAGGGUGUGGUCAGGCCAGUCAGGCUAGAAGGCACAAGACAGCAGCAGCAGGAAGGGAUGGGGAUGCGGGAAGGUGCAGGCUGGCAGGAGAUGGUUGAAGGGCAUGAGGCGCUUUUGAAGGAGCAUGAGAUGAAGGUGAUGCAGGAGGUGCUGCGGCUGCGAGAAGCCUCGAGUCAUGAGACGAGUUUCCAGGCGGCUCAGAACAUGCAAGAAAGGGCAAGUCUGCAGGAGAUGCUAAGGGAGCGUGAGAUGAAGGUGAUACAAGAGGUGCUGCUGUUGCAGGAAACACGGCUGCUGUCCCUGCAGCCCCCUGCCUCGUUGUUCGAGGCGCCUCAUAAGCUCGCCUCUGCCUCUUCUCCAGUGCUGCCCCAAGGCAAGCCACAGUCGGGCGAGAUGGAUAGGCUCAGCUACCUCUUGCACAGCCACGGGCUCUUCAUCGGGUCGUCCUCGGCCAUUAACCGUGUUGGAGCUGUGCACGUGGCAGAGAAGCUCUCUCAACCACACCUCCCUGCGUCCCCCUCGCCCUCCUUUGCCCCAAUCAUCUGCUUCACAAACACGGGCUCUUCAUCAAAUCCUCCUCUGCCCUGA